AUGGAAAUGAAAACUGAUGCGUCUCUUCAAGGUUGGGGAGCUACUUGCCAAAAUAUUUCCACCGGAGGACUAUGGUCGUUUGACGAGAAACAUAAUCACAUAAAUUAUUUGGAAAUGUAUUCUAUUUUUCUAGCAUUGAAAACAUAUGCAAAUGAUCUAACAGAUAAGCAUAUAAAAAUUUUAUCUGAUAACUCAACAGCAGUACUUGUGUUGUCACACAUGGGUACUAGCCGUUCAAUUACUUGUAACAAUUUAUGUAAACAAAUUUGGUUUUGGUGCAUUGAACGUAACAUAUGGUUAACACUAGCACAUAUCCCUGGAAAACAAAAUAUUGAAGCAGAUAGGGAGUCACGACGCUCUGCUAAUACCUCUGCAGAAUGGAAAUUAAACUCUAAGAUUCUGCAGUCAUGUUUAACUGAUAUAGGUUUAACACCAUCAGUUGAUUUGUUUGCAUCAAGGCUCAAUAAACAGUUUGACAAAUUUGUAUCAUUCAAACCAGAGCCAGAGGCUUUUGCCAUCGAUGCAUUUACCCUUGACUGGUCCACUUACAAAUUUUAUGCCUUUCCGCCUUUCAGUCUGAUAACCAGAAUGCUAAAAAAGAUCCAAAUAGACCAAGCAGAGGGAAUUCGUGUGCUUCCAAACUGGCCUACACAACCUUGGUAUUCAAAGCCACAAAUUGAUGAAAUCAAAGCCAAUUUUACUGAAGCCAAGUCGUUGAUUGCUUCAGCUGCCUUCGAGCCCUUCUGCGAUUCAUCCCCUUUGCAACAACCUUCAUCUCGUGGUAUGUCUCUUAUCAGCCAAAAAAUAACAACCUCAGAAUUAUCCAGCUCCGCCAAGCAUAUUUUACUUUCCUCUUGGCGACCUGGAACCCAAAAACAAUAUAAUUCGUACCUUGAUCGCUGGAAAACAUAUUGUGCUCAAAACUCAAUUCAGGUUUUCAACCCUACCAUUGAGCAAUGUAUUGAAUUUUUAACCAGUUUAUUUGACAGUGGCCUUGGCUAUACUGCCAUAAAUACAGCGAGAUCAGCCCUUUCGUCUAUAAUUACUUUGUCAAUGGUUUAUCAAUAGGGGACAACCCUACUAUUUGUAGAUUUUUCAAGGGCGUUUUUGAGCUAAGGCCUGCUCUACCGAAAUACAACGCUAUAUGGGAUGUUGGUACACUCUUGGAUUACUUAAAUCAGCUUAACCCCAUUUCUAAAUUGAGUCUCAAAGAAUUAACACACAAAACAACAACACUCUUACUUUUGCUCACUGGUCAACGUUGUCAGACGAUUCACAGUAUAGAGCUCUCUGGCAUCCAAACUUUUCCGGAUUUGGUUCGCAUCACAAUUUUAGAACCAAUUAAAACAUCGAAACCUGGGAAACACGUUCAACCUUUGGAAUUAAAAGCGUUCCCUACUAAACAUAACCUUUGUAUCGUUUCACAUCUAACCGAAUGCAUAAAACGUACAUGUAUCUUUAGAGGUUCCCAUAGGAAACUCUUUUUAAGUUAUCAAAAGCCACACAACCCGGUUUCUCGAGAGACAAUUUCUCGGUGGGUGAAAUCAACCAUGAAAUUGGCUGGCAUAGAAACAAAUGUUUUUACGGCACAUAGCUGCAGAUCUGCCUCGACUUCAGCAGCCAAUGCAUCUGGCCACUCUUUGCGUGAAAUUUCCAAAUCUGUGGGUUGGUUCAAUGCAACUACUUUCGCAAGAUUUUAUGAUAAACUUUUAAUUUCGGACAACUUUGGACAAUCAGUUUUGAGUAAUUUAGAACAUUAACGAAUUAUUUAGCCUACUAACAUUUCUUAUCAAUAUAAUUUUCAUUAACAUACCAUAUUGUUAUACUGUGUUGGACCUGAAACUUUAGUCCUUUUUCCUUUGCCACUUGACUUAGCCCUUGGGUUCGGAAUUACAGGGCUUUGAAGUCUCAUGGGAUUCCAUAGUGACGUAGCUGAUUAUAGAGAAGAAUUUAAAAAUUAAACGAGACUUACCCAGUAAGUUGAAGUUUGAUUGGAAUUCUUCUCUAUCAUCAGCAGGUACGGAGGAACUUCAACUUACUGGGUAAGUCUCGUUUAAUUUUUAAAUUUUACCACAUAUUCAUUGCACUACAGGAAAGUGCAGAAUACGCAGAAGAAAUAUCAAACCCCGUUAAGGCAAACGUAAAUGAGGAAAAAAAGUCCAUUACAAACAUUGUAGAAGUGAAACGGUUUAGUAACAAGAAUAAAGCAUUGCGAUUCAUUCAGGGGCGCAGUGGCUGGGGGGGGCAGGGGGGGCAGCCGCCCCCCCCUGGCAAAAUUUUUGUCGGAUUGUCGGAAAAUCCAACGUUUGUCGGAAAAUUUGAAAUAUUAGACAAAAUGUAAGGUUUUCAUCGAUCCUGUCUAAAAGGUCGCAUAUUUUUUAAACCUGUCGUAAAAUAGUGCAUGAUCAACCCUUCUUACUUAUUUUCAUUGGAGUAUUUCUCAGAAUCAUCGCAUUGCUGAAAUUUGUAAAGGAAAUUAACGCUCUGGUCUCAGUUAUUUUAUAAACUCCCAUUUCCGACAGUUAAAAUUCAACUCAGUUCAUUUCGAAAUGAAUUCGCAAGUGUUGUAGAAGACGCAAAAAGUUAUUAUUUUCGCCAUGACUUAGAAGAGGAAAAUUUUGUCGAGCGACGAAUACGCAGAAAGAAAAAGAUGCCAGGGGAAAAUUGCAUAGAUGAAUUAGAAGGAAAUAGGGAAUCCGUAUAUCAUCGUGAUAGUAGAUACAGCUAUCAACUCAAUGAAUACAAUAUUUACGUCUCAUAAGGCAAUUUCGACACAUUUUGCCUUGCUCAACCCUGAAUGUUUUCAAAAAACAAUUGAAAGGCAGUUGUGUGCAGUGUAAUUAAAAAAGGUUGCGAAGAAUUACGGCCUGGAUGACGAAAAAUUAAGAGAUGAGUACAGCUCUUUUGCCAAUAAUUACCGUAAAUUUUGGAAAGUUAGAGAAAAGAGCAACCCUCUCCCGGCUGCAGGAGAAAGAGAAAACUUUUCAGUUCCAUUCAGUUCUUGAGUUGAU
Messenger RNA from Rhopilema esculentum, 3011 nucleotides. The record is from RefSeq and is a predicted model, not a curated record. NCBI's taxonomy places the organism in Eukaryota, Metazoa, Cnidaria, Scyphozoa, Rhizostomeae, Rhizostomatidae.